UGUGAUCUCAGGGGGCUAAAUUUUUCGAUCUUGAUUUUGAGUGGACCACACCACUUCAGCGAAAUCUGCCUUCUUGGAAGUGAUUGUUCCCUCUUUCGUGUUCUAAGUAGUAAAAAACGCUGUCUUCGCCGAGCCUUGAUGUCUUGCUACAUCUCGCUAUCUGUCCGUGUUGCGGGGCUCGGUGGGGACAUCCCACACACACAUCCACAUGCACCAAGACCCGCCUGAAUUAGUUUCCUCGCUCGAGUCUCGAUCGACGUGCAUCACUAUCGAAAUCGCGGUUUCGUCGGGGCUUUCAGAGCACGACUGACCGUCUACGUGUCCGCACCUCGACCAUUUUAAUAUCACUGAAAUUUACUGCUCCGACAUUUGUAUAUAAAACGCGUAAAUUGUGUACGAUUUCGUCGCGUGUUUGUAUAUAAACUGUGUAUACAAUAUUUGUGUAUACAACUCGUUACGAGUAUCAAAUGUUUGUAAUAUAAAGACGGAGAUUAAAUUGUUUAGUUUACCGCGUAAAUGUUUAAAGUAUGAUGAAGGAGCAACAGUUGUCUGAAGUGAGCGGCUCUAACCAACUCGCUCCGGUGCUCCACCAGAGCAUCAACAUCCAGCAGCACCUACACCACCUGCACCUGCACCAGAACCACACCAGUGUCAUUCUACCCAAUGAGCAAACGCAGCAACACCCGGAGUCCACCGCUCCGGACGACAAGCCCUCCAGCUCCGACAAGAAGUCCGGGAUCCGGAGGCAGGAGAAACCGCCCUAUUCCUACAUCGCGCUCAUCGUCAUGGCCAUACAACACUCGCCCACCAAACGGCUCACGCUCAGCGAGAUCUACUCUUUCCUCCAGCAGAGGUUUCCGUUUUUCCGAGGAUCUUACCAAGGAUGGAAAAACUCGGUCCGACACAACUUGUCCCUCAACGAGUGUUUUAUCAAGUUACCAAAGGGCCUGGGGCGCCCUGGCAAGGGCCACUACUGGACCAUCGACCCAGCGAGCGAGUUCAUGUUCGAGGAGGGCUCCUUCCGGAGGCGCCCUCGCGGCUUCCGUCGGAAGUGCCAAGCGAUGAAGCCCCAAUACCACCCUGGAAACUUUUUCACGAACAACAUGACCGGAAUGGUGAAUCAAACCCCCAGCUACGACCCCCAAACCCUCGUCCAGCCCCAGGAGUACUCCACUUGCUCCUACAACACCUCUUCGCCGCAAGUCUCCUCCGCCACGCAUUACACCAACUACGACUACCCCGUGUACCAGCAGCAGUGUGACCGCGACUGGGGCUCGGCCUCCGCCCUGCUGCCCCCAUACCCCGAAACGGCCAUCUCCAGCUCGUACCUCAAGGCCCCCAUCAGCCCGCUGGGGGACAACCAGGAGACGCCGCCGCCGGGGCUCUCCGACGCCUAUAAUUAUCAGUACGGAGGCAUUUCGACCUCAUCUGCAGAUAAUUUGAUGAGACCCUCCACAAACACCAUGCAGCCAAUUCAGUGCGACCGAAAGCCGUACUUGAGUUCGCCGCCGCCUUCGAUUCCAUCAUCUCUUCCAUCACCACCAGCAGCGAACACAGCACACUCAUUUUACGAACCUACAGUAAAGUACAGCUUAUAAAUUCAGUAUUUAUAGUAACUUUUAAGUGGACAUUUGUACUUGUCAUUUAUCCGAAUUAAUUUUAUGUCUCUUUCGGAAUUCCUCUUCAAUCGUGCAAACGCAGCUCAAUUUUGCACAAUUGUACAUAUAUUUAUUUUCUAGGUUUAGUGCCUACUUUUAAGUAAGACGUAAUCAUGAUUUAACAUGUAUAUAAACACUUCAUACAGCUACUUACCAAAAAUGAUGUACAUAAAACGAUUUGAUUUUGUAAUUUAUGAUAAAAAUAAAAUUUUGAUUUUA
Messenger RNA from Tribolium castaneum (red flour beetle), 1877 nucleotides. Its product is annotated as forkhead box protein F1. Gene Ontology annotation, biological process: animal organ morphogenesis; regulation of transcription by RNA polymerase II. Gene Ontology annotation, cellular component: nucleus. The transcript has 3 exons. The coding region runs from base 528 to 1598 and encodes 356 amino acids. Lineage: Eukaryota; Metazoa; Arthropoda; Insecta; Coleoptera; Tenebrionidae. Gene Ontology annotation, molecular function: RNA polymerase II cis-regulatory region sequence-specific DNA binding; DNA-binding transcription factor activity, RNA polymerase II-specific. The record is from RefSeq and is a predicted model, not a curated record.